AUGUAUCCAGGACAGCAAUACUCACAGCAAAAUCAACAACAGCAAUCACAAAACCAACAAUAUCCAGGAGGAUUUGUUUUACCAUCAAAUCAACAACAACAAUAUUAUCCACCUCACGGCGGUUAUCCACCAACUUCAGAGCCUCCAGGACAAUUGCCCCCAGGCGGCUAUGCACCACCUUCAGGACCACCGCCUAGUGGUUAUACAUUACCACCAGGACCGCCGCCUGGUGGUUAUGCACCACCUUCAAGUACUUCCGAUAGCUAUGCACCACCUCCAAGUCAACCGACUGGUAACUAUGUAUCACCUCCAGGACCACCUUUAGGACCACCUCAAGUGCCACCUUCUGGUGUCUAUCCACCGCCACCAGGACCACUAACUGGUGGUUAUGCUCCACCUCCACAAAAUCAACAAUUUCAAAAUCAACAAUUUCAAAAUCAACAAUUUCAAAAUCAACAAUUUCAAAAUCAACAAUUUCAAAAUCAACAAUUUCAAGGUGGCUACAUGGUUCCUCCACAAAGCGUAAGAUACAAUAAUGGAGGACAUAAAAAAGCAUUACUUAUUGGAAUCAAUUAUUUUAAGCAACAAGGCGAAUUGAGAGGUUGCAUAAAUGAUGUAGCUAAUGUGAAAAGAUUUUUAAUCGAAUCAUAUGGAUUUCAAGAAUCUGAUAUGGUGAUUUUAACUGAUGAUCAGCAAGACCAAACAAAGAUUCCAUAUAAAGCUAAUAUCCUAGAAGCAAUGAAAUGGCUUGUACGAGAUGCUCGACCAGGAGAUAUUGGUCACGGAGGUCAAGUAAAAGAUGUUGAUGGAGAUGAAGAGGAUGGAUUUGAUGAGACUAUCGUACCAGUCGAUUAUUCACAAAAUGGACAAAUAAUUGAUGAUGAAAUGCAUGAAAUUAUGGUAAAGCCACUUCAAGAGGGUGUAAGAUUAUUUGGAAUUUUUGAUUCAUGUCAUUCUGGAUCAGCCCUCGAUUUACCAUAUACAUAUUCCUCUCGUGGAUUGAUUAAAGCACCCAAGUCUAUUACUGAGGACAAAGGUCAACUUAUGAAAAUGGGUAUGUCACUUUUGAAGGGUAAUAAAAAACAAUUAUUAUCAUUUGCAAAGAACAAUGCAUCAUCACUUAUGAGAACUGGAAAAAAUUACAUGAACAAGUCGAGUAAGGCAGAUGUGAUCACACUAAGCGGGUGCAAAGAUGAACAGACGUCAGCAGAUGCUUAUGAGGAAGGAAGGAAUACCGGAGCCAUGUCUUAUGCUUUUAUCAAAGCUAUGGGAGAAACUAGAGAUAUCACGUAUCAGCAACUUUUGAAUAAUGUCAGGGAUAUUCUUGUGUCUAAACAAUAUACGCAAAAACCUCAGAUUAGCUC
Racocetra persica is the source of this 1364-nucleotide messenger RNA. NCBI's taxonomy places the organism in Eukaryota, Fungi, Glomeromycota, Glomeromycetes, Diversisporales, Gigasporaceae. The record is from the annotation of a GenBank genome assembly.